Saxophila tyrrhenica is the source of this 2274-nucleotide messenger RNA. RefSeq lists its product as uncharacterized. Gene Ontology annotation, molecular function: DNA-binding transcription factor activity, RNA polymerase II-specific; DNA binding; zinc ion binding. The record is from RefSeq and is a predicted model, not a curated record. The transcript is spliced from 2 exons. Gene Ontology annotation, biological process: regulation of DNA-templated transcription; DNA-templated transcription. Bases 1 to 2274 code for a protein of 757 amino acids. NCBI's taxonomy places the organism in Eukaryota, Fungi, Ascomycota, Dothideomycetes, Mycosphaerellales, Extremaceae.
AUGGCGAGCCGUACGCGACUUCCAAAAGGCGGACGACGGACCGCUGUCCGCGGUUGUAUCGUUGCCGCCUCGCCGCCUGCGGGUUUGUGUCUGCUCAUAGCGUUGGUAAGACAUCGACCAGGCACGCGAUUGCCCGACCGCGACCGACCUUAUGCGGUUGUUAAGAACUUGGUGGAAGGCACGCGGAGCGGUCUUGGCAAAUUGUGCACUCCGCUUUCACUCCGACGUCGAGGAACUACCCCUCUGAUGGACGACGUCGACGGCCAGCCUUUGCAGCGGCUGCGUACCAUUACACCCGGCCGAUCGUGCAUCGCCUGUGCUAGGCGGAAGAUCAAAUGUGAUAGAAGGCAGCCAUGUGGCUACUGCAGACGAUUACAGGCGCAAUGUCGCUACCCUGACCAUGAGGCACGAGAGAGUCAACCCCCCGAUGAUGCUAUUCUCACCAGGUUGAGACGCAUAGAGACCCUCCUAAGGCGUCUCCAAGACAGCGAGACUGCCAGGGAGCUACCGCAGCAGACAGCUUCACCGGCCGACAGGUUUGUCGUUGAUACAACUGCCGCAGUCUACCCACAUUCAUCUCCAGGUCAUACGAUAUUGUCACCCGGCGGAAAGCUCGUGGUUGGCAGAGAGGAAUCUCGCUUCACGAGCGGUGGGUUCUGGGCCGAACUCGACGACGAGAACACAGGAGAGGACAGCGAUGGCCCGACCUCCCCGGCUACGCAACUCGCUGAUGCCAUGAUCGCCGGCUGUCCCGAUGCAGAAUCCAUCCUCUUCCCUUCAAUCGAUCCGGGACAUGGCAGUGUGCAUCUUCAGCCUCCUGUCGAACAGUUAUUCUCACUCUGGCAGCUCUUCAUUGACCGCGUGGAUCCUCUACUCAAGAUCCUCCAUGUCCCAACAACUCAAAGGCAGAUCUUCCAGGCCAGCUCCCAAAUGAUGGAAGAUGACCCGGGUUUUACGGCUCUGAUGUUCGCUAUUUGCUAUGCGGCGAUAUCGAGCACCCAGAACGGUCUUGCGAGUGAACGCGAGGCCACGCUCACGCGCUACCGUCACGGUCUCCAGAGCGCGCUGGUCCGGGCGGAGUUCUUGAGCAGACCGACAUUAUACUCGUUGCAAGCCCUGGUGCUUUUCCUGAUAUGCGCGCGCCACCAUACCGACAGAACAUACAUCUGGUCCGUGACUGGCGUGGCAACCCGUCUCGCCACGAAGAUCGGAUUGCAUCAGGAUCCCUCUAGCCUUGGUAUGGGGCCUUUGGCGGCGGAGAUGCGGAGACGACUGUGGUGGCAGAUCGUCAUUCUCGAUGUACUGACAGCGGAAGAGAAUGACAUGGAUCCUGCGAUUCACGAACACAUGUUUGAUACCAAGAUGCCGUCAAACUUCAAUGAUCAGGACCUGGACAGCUCCAUGACGGCGCCACCAUCACCGUCGGACUGUCGCACGGAGAUGUUAUUUGCCCUGCAGAGGGUCGAGAUCAGCUACGCAGCACGCAAAACCAUGUUUUCGGCAAAGUUCACCGCGGACAAUGGCUAUGAGGCCUUGUCUGUCCAGCAGAAGAGCGAAUUCAUCGAUGACUUGCAGCUGAAGCUGCAUGAGAAAUACUACCGCCACUGCGACUCACAAAUACCACUAUGUGCAUUGACAACCACAGCGUCCAGCCUGGUCUUGUCGAGGAUGAGACUCACGGUAGCUUCUUCACGCCUGUCCGGGAACCCGUUGCCAGCGCCAACCAACCUUACGACCAGCUGCAUGCACAUUGUCGAAGGUAUCCAGUCGUUACGAGCACACGAGUUGUACGAAAAAUGGACCUGGCUCUUUCAGCGAUACGUCGAAUGGGACGCUAUAGCCAUUCUGCUCAACUGCCUUGCCAAGUCUGAAGUCCCAGGCUCUGAAAAGGUAUGGAAACUAGUGCGUAAGUUUUGGGCAAGCUGGGGCCAUCGGGUUCCGCCAGGCAGCAUUCGUCAACGAUGGCGUCGUCUGGAGAGCUUGAGGAAGAAGGCUGAGCGUGCAAACUCGGGUGAAGCAUUUCGCACCGAGAUCAGCGGGACAGAAUCGCUGCGGAUGACAGUCCCAUACACCCUGCAACCGUCUACAGCCAGUGCGGCGGCGCCGCGCCAGGCUGGAAAUAUUGCUCCGACACAUUUCAUCUCCCAACCUUCGACAUCGGCUACUCAGCAAAUGCAGCAGCCCUUUUCCUGGGACUGGGAACUUGAGGAAGGGAUGACGAAUGACUCAAACUGGAACAUCGAUCUGGACGAAUUCCAUCUAUCUGGGUGGUGA